AUGGCCGUGGGACGGUUCUACCUGGCCUGCCUGGCGCUGGGGUCCCUGGGCUCACUCUGCGUCCUCUUCACCAUCUACUGGAUGCGGUACUGGCGUGGCGGCUUUGCCUGGGACGGCAGCAUCUUCAUGUUCAACUGGCACCCGGUGCUCAUGGUUGCUGGGUUGGUGGUGUUCUACGGAGCAGCGUCGCUGGUGUACCGCCUGCCCCAGUCCUGGGUGGGGCCCAAGCUGCCCUGGAAAGUGCUCCACGCAGCCCUGCACCUGAUGGCCUUCGUCCUGGCGGUGCUGGGGCUGGUAGCCGUCUUUGAAUUUCACAACAGUCAUCAUAUCAACCACCUCUACUCCCUGCACAGCUGGCUGGGGAUUGUCACCGUCUUCCUGUUCGCCUGCCAGUGGUUCCUGGGCUUCGCCGUCUUCCUCCUGCCCUGGGCAUCUCUGGGGCUGCGCAGCGUCCUCAAGCCCGUCCACAUCUUCUUUGGAACCUCUGUCUUCUCCCUGGCCCUCGCCUCGGUCAUUUCCGGCAUUAAUGAGAAGCUUUUCUUCACUUUGAAGAACAACACCAAGCCCUACUCCAGCCUGCCCGAGGAGGCGGUCUUUGCCAACAGCACCGGGAUAUUGGUGGUGGCUUUUGGGCUGCUGGUGCUCUACAUCCUGGCUUCAUCGUGGAAGCGCCCGGAGCCGGGCUCUCUGACCGACACACAGGGGUCCUGGUUGGUGUCGGCAGCAGACUUUGUGUGGGUGCUGAGCCCACACUUCUCGCAGCCUCCCGUUGGGCUCUCCCUAGCCACUGGCAGCCUGUCUGCUUUUGCUUGGUGGUUUGGCUUCCGCAUCUUUCUCAUGUCAGCAUCUCAGGACCCCCGUGUCCACGAGGGCCCCCCACCUGGCUACCUCGUGCUGCUCCAGCGCUCUCUCUGA
Molecule: messenger RNA, 915 nt
Organism: Elephantulus edwardii (Cape elephant shrew)
Lineage: Eukaryota; Metazoa; Chordata; Mammalia; Macroscelidea; Macroscelididae
Product: cytochrome b ascorbate-dependent protein 3-like
Exons: 5
Coding region: 1-915 (304 amino acids)
Cellular component (GO): lysosomal membrane
Molecular function (GO): oxidoreductase activity
Source: RefSeq, a predicted model, not a curated record